AUGGCUUUCAGAAUUUUCUCCACUGUUAUGAUACAUGUUUAUGGUUAUUAUUGGUACUUGCAUCUUUUAUUUUGUUGUGGUCUUUGGUUUUUCAUUUACUGCUCAUCACAGAGAGAUGGUUUUAUUACAUUUAUAAAUGGUCUUUCCUAUGAAUAUCCAACGUCCCAGCAGGAUCAAUUGGAUGCUGCUUUGGCUCUAUUAUUUGAAUAUUUGUAUGUGCUGGUCAAGUUAAUGUUACAUGCAUGCUAUCAUAAAUAUAUUCGUAUUAAAGAUUCAGUUACCCUUUAUUUGAGAUCAGACGGAUCUUGCAGCUAUAGUCCAACUUCAGUUAAGAAAACUUUAGAAAAUUCAUCAAUCAGGGAAUUGUUAAUACAAGAGAUAGAAACUUAUUUCAUCUCUGACAAAAACUCAUACUUUUCCAAUGAACUGAUCAUUUAUUUAAAAGAAAUGAAUGACAAUUUCUUGAAUUUGAUUUUAGAUAAUUUCAAAUUGCAAUUACAGCUGUCCAAUUCACUUUAUUGGUAUUGUGAAAAUCCUAUGGAUCAUGACCUGAUACUUCCAUCAAAGUAUUGGGUUGAAAAUUUUGCAAGUAGUUUGUUUGGAAUAAUUAAAACAUAUUUGAAUGAUCAAAGAGCAAAUGUUGAGCUUUAUAACGUCAUUAACAGUGAUCUGACAAUAAACAAAUAUAUUGAUUGUGUUCUAGACGUUUUAUUAACAUCUUAUAUGAACCAUUAUAAUUUAGAUAGUUGGGGCUAUGAGAUACAUUUACAAGAGCAACAUUUACAAGAGCAACAUUACACCAGAUUUAAUAAUCCAUCUAUAUAUUAUCAAGAUAGUCUCAUCAACAUAGAUUACACCGAGAGAAAAACUCUGAUGAUAGAUACCAUUGUGGAUCUUUUAAACAAUUACAAACAACUGAAGCUGUCUAGUCCGUUGCAGAAACUUUAUUUUUCUGAAACAAAUUUAAGAAAAAUGUGUUUUUUAAAGUCUGUUGCUCCAUUACGUUAUGAAUUACAGCUACAUGAGCAAUGUAAAAGCUUAAAAAUUUCACUAAAAAGUGAUUUAAUAAAGUUGGAUAUUUUACCAAAUGCUGCUCGUGAUAUCAUUUAUCAGGAUUUUGGAUACAUAAGUUUUUUAGCAAACAGUUUAGAUACUGAAGUAGAAGAUGAAAUCAAGAAACAUUUAGAAUACUUCAUUGAUGAAGUAAGAUUAAAUAAAGCUAAUUCAUUUCAUGAGUUUUUAAAUAUGGCAGCAGCAAAUGACCCAACCUCCAUCACAUUAAAACCCAUCAAUAAUUAUUCCAAUGAGCGCAACUUCAACGCCGAAUGGCCUAUAUUAAUGGGUCAAAAAACACAAUGUUAA
Hansenula ciferrii is the source of this 1362-nucleotide messenger RNA. RefSeq lists its product as uncharacterized. The coding region runs from base 1 to 1362 and encodes 453 amino acids. Lineage: Eukaryota; Fungi; Ascomycota; Saccharomycetes; Phaffomycetales; Wickerhamomycetaceae. The transcript has a single exon. The record is from RefSeq and is a predicted model, not a curated record.